Molecule: messenger RNA, 909 nt
Organism: Rodentolepis nana
Lineage: Eukaryota; Metazoa; Platyhelminthes; Cestoda; Cyclophyllidea; Hymenolepididae
Source: the annotation of a GenBank genome assembly
AUGAGGAUGUUUAAAAGACAAGCAGGUAUCUUACCAAAUCCUUCACUUCAAGGAAUUGCAGAAAUUGAAACUGAGGAAGAGGAUUUAACUUCGUCUUUCAAAACGCUUCAUUAUAAAACUCAUCGUCUUCCGCCUUUUGAGGAAUCCACCGUUCAAAUGGAGUCCGUUAUGACAAUAGAAGUGAAUGAACCGUCAUGUGUUGUCAUGUCACCCCAGAAAACUAUAGUCAUUCCUGAAGAAAGGGAUGAAAAGGUGAAGCAAGCGGUAUCAGAACGCACCAAGGAAUUAGAACGGCCCAGAUUUGCUCUCAAACGGCCUUUCUGGGGUUUCAAAGAGACUGGUCUUCUAUUUCGAGGUGUUAGAGAAGACGAAAUCGAUAAAGAAAACACAUAUGAAACCCUUCUGAAACCAAAUCGAACAUCAGAACAAGAUAAAAGUGCUCCACUAACCCAAAAGACGAUCGUCCCAAACUUAUUACCAUCAAUGACAGUAAGCAAAGUAGAAGAUAACGUCGAAAUUGAACAGCCUCCCCUAGUGAAUAUCGAGAAAUUUCCACAACCCCUACUACCGCCGCCGCCGCCGCCGCCGCCGCCACCACCACCACCACCACCGCCACUUACAAUUGACAAUAGCAACAAGGUGGAUGCCAGUAACAAGGAUCCAAUUUCUCUUCUAAUUGAACAAUCGAAUGCUAUCGUGGGUGGGGAGAAAUUCCUUCUCCUACGAAAAAUAGGUCGAGGUGGCUUUUCUAGUGUCUACUGCGUCAUGAAUCACGAUCGACAGAUGAGAGCGAUCAAGAGAAUUGAACUCUCUCAAGACUCCAAAGAAGUUCUGCCUCUGUUCCAAAAUGAAAUUGAUCUCCUUACAUCCCUUCGUGAUACUAACCGUGUGAUUAAUUUAUUCAAAUAG